This is a messenger RNA of Gorilla gorilla gorilla (western lowland gorilla), 4427 nucleotides long. RefSeq names its product PLAC8 like 1 (gene PLAC8L1). The record is from RefSeq and is a predicted model, not a curated record. The coding region runs from base 3775 to 4308 and encodes 177 amino acids. The transcript is spliced from 4 exons. Lineage: Eukaryota; Metazoa; Chordata; Mammalia; Primates; Hominidae.
GAUGCAAUCAGAGCUCACUGCAGCCUUGAUCUCCCAGGCUUAAGUGAUCCUCCUGCCUCAGCUUCCCAAGUAGCUGGAACUGCAGGCAUGCACCACCAUGCCUGGUUGGGUUUUUUCUUUAAUCAAGAAAUGUUUCUUGGAUUCUUUCUUGUAUGUGCUUUUAAUAUAAAAUUAAAGCCAUUCAUUUCUCUUUAUAUUCAGUUUUAUGGUUUGCUUUUUCUUUUUAUCUGAUUUUUGAAUAAGUAAAAAUACAUGAUUCAGCGAGAUGUGGUGGCUUGUGCUUGUAAUCCCAGCCCCUUGGGAGGCUGGAGUGGGAGAGUUCAAGACCAGCCUGGGCAAUAUAGUGAGACCCUGUCUCUAAAAAAAGAAUUUUUUUUUUCAAAUUAGCCAGUUGUAGUGGUUCAUACCCGUAGUCCCAGUUACUUGGGAGGCUGAGGCAGGUGGAUCACUUGAGUCUAGGAGUUCAAGACUGCAGUGAGCUGUGAUCAUGCUCUUUAAAAAAAAAAAAUCUGCCAGGUAUGGUGGCUCACACCUGUAAUCCCAGCACUUUUGGAGGCCGAGGCAGGUGGAUCACAAGGUCAGGAGAUCAAGACCAUCCUGGCUAACAUGGUGAAACCCCAUCUCUACUAAAAAUACAAAAGAAAUUAGCCGGGCAUGGUGGCGGGUGCCUAUAGUCCCAGCUACUUGGGAGGCUGAGGCAGGAGAAUGGCAUGAACCCGGGAGGCGGAGCUUGCAGUGAGCCAAGAUUGCACCACUGCACUCCAGCCUGGGUGACAGAGUGAGACUCCAUCUCAAAAAAAAAAAAAAAAAAGAAAAAAUCUUGUUUUCUCUUCCUUUUUCUUCCCUCCUUCCUCUUUUGCCCCUCUUCUUUCCUUGCUCAUGUGAUACUAUUGUAAAGGUGUACCUUAGUUUAUUCAGCCAGUCUCCAUGGAUGGACGUAUAGGUUGUUUCUAAGUUUUUAAUAUUUUAUAGAAUGUGUAUGGAAUGAUAUAGUGAGUAACCUCAUGAAUAAUGUCGUUUCACUUUUGUGGAGGUAUAUCUUCAGAGUAAAUUUGUAGAAGUGGGCUUGUGGGUCUGAGAGUAAAUGCAGAUGUAGUUUUGUUAGCACGUAUGUGGUCAAAAGCAUUUUUUUGCUCUGAGGCAGGGGCAUGUAGCUGGUGUGCUGAAGGAAUAGCAAGGAAGCCACAUGAAGAAACAGGUGAAAGUCACUGGCUUAAGAUCCUAUAUACUAGCAGCAGAGUUGAAUUAGAGCCCUGGCCUCCAUCUUCAUUGCACUUAGACAACAAAGAAUUCGUGCAUGGAAAACAGGAAUGUAUUUGACCAAGGCCAGUGUUACCAGGGCCGUUAGGAGGUCAGAGAAAGGAGAAGUUUAUAUGGACCCCAGUCAGGUAGAAAAUACUUCACCCCAAAAUUUACAGCAUCAGUAAGGUUUGUAAUGGCCCUCUGCUGUGCAUAGAGCUUGUAUUAGUGUGUUUUCUUUUCUUUUUCUUUUUUUUUUUUUGAGACAGAGUCUUGCUCUGUCAUCUAGACUGGAGUGCAGUCGAAUGAUCUUGGCUCACUGCAACCUCUGCCUUCCAGGUUCAAGCGAUCCUCUUGCCUCAGCCUCCUGAGUAGCUGGGAUUACAGUGCCUGCCACCACGCUUGGCUAAUUUUUGUAUUUUUAAGUAGAGACGGGGUUUCACCAUGUUGGCCAGGCUGGUCUGAAACUCCUAACCUCAGAUGAUCUGCCCGUCUCAGCCUCCCAAAGUGCUGGGAUUACAGGUGUGAGCCACUGCAUCUGGCCUAGUGUGUUUUUAUACUGCUAUAAAAAACUACCUGAGACUGGGUAAUUUAUUUAAAAAAGUUUUAAUUGACUCAGUUCCACAGGCUAUACAGGAGGCAUGGCUGGGGAGGCCUCAGGAACCUACAAUCAUGGAGGAAGGGUGAAGGGUAAUGUUAAAGAUACAUUUUGAUCACUUCUAGGACCUUCUGAUGUAAAGGCAUAUUUGUUAAAAUCACACCCAGAGCUUUUAUUGUAAGGGUACUUUUUUUUUCUUACACUUUCAGAACUUUCCAAUGUAAAUAUGCAUUUUGAGUACUUCUGGAAUUUUUCAUAGUUAAGGUACAUUUUCUCUUUUGCAAUUAGAAAUAUGUGGAAUAGUUAUAUUUUUGCACCUUGAGAAUAUUUGGUUCCUAAUCUUUUUUAUCUAAUGGUUUUAAUGCUUCUGAAUUUCCUUCCUGAUAUGUUGUUAUGCUGGGGCUAUGCAAAAUGGUGGUAUUCUAAUGCUAUUAUUUCUUUUUCAUAAAUAUUUGGCAUUCUUUUGUAAAGCACAUGCCUUUUCUAUUCUUUUCAUUUUAUUUUUAAAUGAAAAAGCUGUGUAGCAUGUGGAUUAGUCACUUCAUACAAUAGACGUUUGAUUAGAAAAGUUGGGCGCAAAUGAAAUGUAAAAAUAUGGAGUCAUAGCUUAUAUGUACCAUGGUGGUUUACUCUUCAAAGGAAUCUUACUGUAAAUCUUUUUUUUUUUUUUUUUUGCAAAGCUAGUAAUCACCUCUUAAUUUCUGUUAUUCUUAUAAACCUGAAUUUUCAUGUAGGGCACAUUUAUUCAACAAAUUAUUGAGUGCUUUUUAUGUGCCAGACACUGUGGUCAGCACUUGGAAUAGAGUAGUAAGCAGAAAAAACAUACCUGUCCUUAAUGUAGGGUACAUCCUUACUGUUAAGAAGACAAUGACAGUUGCCCAGAACCCCAUGAUUGAAGGCAGUUAUGAAGCUAUGUCUGAGGAAUCUUGAUUUGGAGGGUAUUAUAGGCUUUUCCUAACAACCUGGUUCAAUAAAUGCUUUGAAGUUCAGAACCCUAAACAACCAUUCUCUAUGGGUCUGAUGAAAAGAAUAUAUGAUAUAAUUGGCAGUAUCCUCCUGAUGUCUUUCUAAUGUAAUGUCAAAUUAUGAUUACAGAGCCCUUAACGUGAAAUUUUGCCUAAUUUUUUGUCUUAGGAUAUUUCCUAAUAUUUCUAGGGUCCACACCUCCAUAAGACAUGUGCUAGAGGCAUGAUUCAGAGGCUCCUGAGACCUUGAGGAUUCAGAGCUGUUGUGAGGACAUCACCAGGCAAGCCUUGCUUCGGUUACUAGAUUCCGUCUGGACUGGGUAGGAAAGAAAUGCCACUUUCCUGGCAUUAUCAAUGAAGUUAAUGGAAGAGCAGAGAAUUUCUAGAAGUUCUGAAAAGGCUUUGAGGCUUGUGGCAAUCUACCAUAGCUCAAACUUGAGGAGACCACCUUUCAUAAGAUGGAUUCAAAUACAAUACCUGCGCUGAAAGACUUUUUUUGCUCCUGCUUUUGGGUUGGCUAUGGGACUUGCAUCAUCUGGCUGAAUUGGACCAGCAGUUCAGGGGAUGAAGAGAGGUCCCUGCUGCUUCUCAGUCACAUGGCAUGGCAGAUAUUUUCAGCCUUCUGAAUCUUCCAAGGAACAGUCAAGUGGCACUUAGCUAGAUAAAUGUUAAUAGAGGCAUCUCUUAAAGAGUUUUCCACCAAAGAUAAGUCUUUUUCUUCUUCUACUUACUCUAUACUCCAGCAAUAUCUCCCUACAGAUUAGUAAGAUGAAUGUGUCCACAGUUAGGUGUAUACCUGUCUUUAAAGAAAAAAGAUGUCUGUUAGUUACACUGCUAUGACCUCAGGUUCCAGAAUAUUAAGGGAACAUUCUUUCAAGAGAUGUUUCACUUUGGACUAAUCCGAAGUUUAGAAACCAGCUUAUUGCCAAAGGGAAAAAGGAUAGCCCAAGGGACAAGAAAACACUUCUCACUAUGAAUUGGUUUGGAAGUAACUUCUUCAGGUGUCCUGAGGAUCUUUCGUUACUCAACAUAUACUCACCUCUGUUGUCACACAUGUCAUCUGAAGAUGAACAUUUUAUUUCCAACUUGAGGGGCCAUGUACCAGCCAACGCUGUGGUGAAGCAGCCUGUUCGGGGAGCCAGUGGCAGGACGACCAUCACAGCAAUUGUCCAGACUGGCGGGGGCUGGAGCACUGGUCUCUUCAGUGUCUGCAGAGAUAGGAGAAUUUGUUUCUGUGGUCUAUUCUGUCCUAUGUGUCUUGAGUGUGACAUCGCCAGGCAUUAUGGAGAGUGUCUUUGUUGGCCGUUGUUACCUGGGUCCACCUUUGCACUGAGAAUUGGCACCAGGGAGAGACAUAAAAUACAGGGCACACUGUGUGAAGACUGGCUGGCGGUGCACUGCUGUUGGCCUUUUUCCAUCUGCCAGGUGGCCCGGGAACUCAAGAUGAGGACCUCCCAAGUCUAUGAAAUCUGUGCAGUCCCAAUGACUAAGGACACCCUGGUUUGACAGCAAGAUAACUCCUCCUCCUUACUCCCCAACACCCUCCUCUCAAACCUCUCAGUGGAACAAUUGCUUUUUCCUAAGUUUUUACUGAAAUGGUACGAAAAUAAAUGAUUUCCCCCCUA